CAUUCGCAUUUUUGGCUUAUCCAAACAGAGAUUCUACACCUUUCAAAGAAUUUUAUAAUAUGCCCGAAGUUAAAACGGUUUUACGUGGUACCUUGAGAUAUCAGGGAUUUACUUCUUUUGUCAAAGUUUUGGUUGAUAUUGGUUUGCUAGAUGAUUCCAAGCAAGAUUAUUUGUCUCCUAACGCGCCUGAUAUUGCUUGGAAAGAUGUUCUUGCUAACGUAAUUGGAAUAUCCAGUAAUUCAGAGUCUGACUUUCGCAAGCAUAUUGCUCGUAAAGUUCCAGAAAUUUCUGGUGAAGAGCUUGAGCGAAUAUUUAGGGGCUUCAAGUGGUUAGGCCUGUUUUCUGAUGAAAAAGUUCAUCGUAAAGAUAAUUUACUUGAUACACUUUGUGCUACCCUGGAAGAAAAAAUGCAAUAUGGAGAAGGAGAAAGGGAUAUGGUCAUUCUACAACAUAAAUUUGAGAUUGAAACCAAAAAUGGAGAGAAGGAAACUUUGACUUCAACCCUUCUGGAAUAUGGCAACCCUCCUGGCCCAUCUGCAAUGGCUAAAUUGGUUGGAACGCCAUGCGGAAUUGCU
Dentiscutata heterogama is the source of this 575-nucleotide messenger RNA. Lineage: Eukaryota; Fungi; Glomeromycota; Glomeromycetes; Diversisporales; Gigasporaceae. The record is from the annotation of a GenBank genome assembly.